Molecule: messenger RNA, 840 nt
Organism: Penicillium egyptiacum
Lineage: Eukaryota; Fungi; Ascomycota; Eurotiomycetes; Eurotiales; Aspergillaceae
Source: the annotation of a GenBank genome assembly
AUGUCGGUUUCGAAGCAGGCAGGCACACUGUUGGAAAACCUUCCUCAACGUUUGGUGAACUUCUUCGCUCGGUAUCCUCCACAAACCCACUCCGCAGCCGUCCGUCGCCCUGCCCCUGCCAAUGGGGAGGGCUAUGUACCAAUGAAGGUGGAAUCCCCAUACACGCCAGACCGUGACGCGAAGGGUGCCCCAGGAGAGAAAAAGUAUGGCUGGACUCCUUCGCGUGCACUCCUCGUGACCAGCAACGAACUCCGCAACCCAUUUCUUCCGCACAAGCGAUUCGGCAAAUGGGAAGCACCGAAAUAUGGGCUGCGUCAGCAAGCAGAUCUAAUGAAGCUUGCCAUCAAAUACAAUGUGGAGGCACUUCUUCCUCCUAGUCGCAAGUCACCUGAAUUCAAGGAGACACGGCGUGCGGAGCGUGGCUUGCAAAUCAAGGGAACUGGUGUUGGCCAUAAGGUCAAGGGUCACAAGUGGGAGCGCACCAUGGAGUCGCGUCUCGAGGAUCGUCGCAAAGCAAUGGAGGGAAUGCCGGAAAUGGUCAGGCUGUGGAAGCAGGUCAUGGCCGUGGCUGGAGACAAUGGCCCAAGCGUUUGUUCAUUCUGGCUUUCCAAUGCUCUGUCGAUUCCAACGCGAACUGGAUCGACACAAAUACUUGUACGAGCCAUAUCAGGAGCUUGGGACGGAGUUUUGUUUUUGAAGUAUACUAUCAACCCCAUCUGUACAAUACAAUCUACGGUCACAUCGCCCAAUGGUGCCCAAGAAAGUCAUUUAUAUGUAUCUGGCCGCUGUUGUUUUUCGUCAUCCUCAAUACCAAUAAGAAACCUACUUGCUCCCGGCUGA